GGCCAAGGGUGCGCGCGGCGGGAGCGCGCGAGCGAGGAGGCGCGGCACCGGCCUAGGGCACCGCGAGGCGCGGGGACAGGGACGUGGCAGCGCCCCGCGCAGCAGAAAGUUCCCUGGGAAGUUCCGCGCGACACGGCGCGGGAGCGGCAGGCGGGACCAUGAACGUGUUCCGAAUCCUCGGGGACCUGAGCCAUCUCCUGGCCAUGAUCUUGCUCCUGGUGAAGAUCUGGAGGUCCAAGAGCUGCGCCGGCAUCUCUGGGAAGAGCCAGAUUCUUUUCGCUUUGGUCUUCACCACCAGGUACCUGGACCUCUUCUCGAACUUCAUCUCCAUCUACAACACAGUGAUGAAGGUGGUUUUCCUCCUCUGUGCCUAUGUCACAGUGUACAUGAUCUAUUGUAAGUUCCGGAAAACGUUUGACAUUGAAAAUGACACAUUCCGGCUGGAGUUCCUCCUGGUCCCAGUGACUGGCCUUUCCUUCCUGGUGAACUACAGUUAUGCACCGAUGGAGGUCCUCUGGACCUUCUCCAUCUAUCUGGAGUCAGUGGCUAUCCUGCCACAGCUCUUCAUGAUCAGCAAGACUGGAGAGGCUGAGACCAUCACCACUCACUACCUGUUCUUCCUGGGGCUCUAUCGACUGCUCUAUCUGGCCAACUGGAUCAGACGGUACCAGACAGAGAACUUCUAUGACCAGAUCUCAGUGGUGUCUGGAGUUGUACAAACCAUCUUUUACUGUGACUUCUUCUACUUGUAUGUGACCAAAGUCCUUAAAGGAAAGAAACUAAGUCUACCAAUGCCAGUCUGAAGAGCCAGGCCACCCCUAAGACAGCUAGAGCACCAUCUGGUCACUCCUUGAUGGCCUCAAGCCAAGACUUGGAACUUAAUGUUAAAAUGGCUGGUGUAAAUUUGAGCAAAGCACCAUCUCAACAUCAAUGGAGCACCCGUUACACCAUUGUGUUUACAAUGGAAUACCUGGCCCAUCUGCCCACGUAUGGUGCCCUACACUGAAUGGCAAGUGAGAAGCAUAAGAUACCUCCUCCACAAGACUCAACUCUUGCUUCUUUAGGACUACAGUAGAAGACUCAUGUCCAGGAAUGGGACAACCCAUUCCAAGACCCUCCCAGGCCAGAGUGUUGAACUGCAGAGCCGUGCCCAUGGGCCAUGUCUGUUGUGAGCAGUCCAAAUAACCAGCUCAGCUAAGCGCUUAGGACUUCCGAUCUCACUUGCCAGCUGAGGAGGACACCAUGGCCAGUGUAACUCAAUUCUGUGCCAAGAGCCACCAAUCUCACACCCUCUACUCCCAGUCUGAGGUGCUAACAGGAUGCCUAGUACACUCAACCUCCAAACAUUAGCUGCUUGGAGGAAAACAUUAGGACUACACUUAAACUCUUUAAGUUUUAAUGUAAUAAAAAUUCCACACCUUUA
Molecule: messenger RNA, 1423 nt
Organism: Apodemus sylvaticus (European woodmouse)
Lineage: Eukaryota; Metazoa; Chordata; Mammalia; Rodentia; Muridae
Gene: Kdelr3
Product: KDEL endoplasmic reticulum protein retention receptor 3
Exons: 5
Coding region: 159-803 (214 amino acids)
Biological process (GO): endoplasmic reticulum to Golgi vesicle-mediated transport; protein retention in ER lumen
Cellular component (GO): endoplasmic reticulum; cis-Golgi network; membrane
Molecular function (GO): ER lumen protein retrieval receptor activity
Source: RefSeq, a predicted model, not a curated record